Cyanistes caeruleus (blue tit) is the source of this 5174-nucleotide messenger RNA. Lineage: Eukaryota; Metazoa; Chordata; Aves; Passeriformes; Paridae. The record is from RefSeq and is a predicted model, not a curated record.
AAAAAAUUUCAUAGUAAUUUUCUUAUUUCAUACUUAAAACAACAGUAUAUCUGUUUGCUUCCAUUGAAGUAUCAGGUCUGACACCUCAGAAAUGGUAAAGGCCAAACAAGGCAUUUGGGACAUUUUUGCCUUUCCCUAUGAAUCUGUGGACUGCAUAAACUCUUCUGUGUAUUGCAGCAGCAAUUUUUCCUGUGGUCAAAAGCAACAGCUACCGCCUUUCUAACCACAGCAGGCUCCUGAACAACAGUUUGUCUAUUAGACGGAAUUUGCAGAACAAAAUUAUUUCCUGGACUGGGUCCAUUGGGCCACGGCUUGUGUUGAGAAUGACGUUAGGAGCAGAAAUUACUAGCCAGCUCAAGGCUUCUUCUUACAUAGCAUCAGGACGAAACCUUUUGAGAUGGGACCUGUCACCAGAGGAAAUUAGAAAAAGAACAGAAGAACUUAUCAAGAAGACAAAGCAUGUAUAUGACAGUGUCGGGAUGCUUGAAAUCGAAGAAGUAACACAUGAAAAUACUGUAAGGGCUUUGGCAGAUAUAGAAGUAGAAUAUGCAGUGGAAAGAAGCAUGUUGGAUUUUCCCCAGCACGUCUCCACUGACAAAGAGAUACGCUUAGCAAGUACAGAAGCUGACAAAAAACUGUCAAAUUUUGAUGUGGAGAUGAGCAUGAGAGAAGACGUGUUUCAGAAGAUUGUUUAUUUACAGCAAACCUGUGAUCUUGAAAAUGUAAAACCUGAAACAAAGCGGUAUCUAGAGAAGUCUAUUCAAGUGGGGAGAAGAAACGGACUCCAUCUUCCUAAAGAAGUGCAGAAAGAAAUAAAGGCAAUGAAGAAAAAAUUGAAUGAGCUGUGUAUAGACUUUAACAAAAACCUGAAUGAGGAAAACACAUUUCUUGUAUUUUCUAAGGAAGAACUUGAUGGCCUUCCUGAUGACUUUAUUAACAGUUUAGAGAAGACUGAGAAAGACAAAUAUAAGGUUACCUUAAAGUAUCCUCACUAUUUUCCUGUUAUGAAGAAGUGCUGCAUUUCAGACACCAGAAGAAAAAUGGAAUUUGCCUUUAACUCAAGAUGCAAAGAGGAGAACACAAAAAUUCUGCAGCAGUUGCUCCCACUAAGGGCAAAAGUAGCAGAGCUUCUUGGCUAUAAUACACAUGCCAACUUUGUCCUGGAGGUAAACACGGCAAAGAGCACAGAUAACGUAACAACCUUUUUAGAUGAUUUGAGUAAAAAGCUAAAGCCUUUGGCUGAGGAAGAAAGACAAUUCAUUCUAGAUCUGAAGAAGAAGGAAUGUAAAGAAAGAAAUUUUGAUUAUGACGGAAGAAUCAAUGCAUGGGAUCUUCAUUAUUAUAUGAGCAAAACCGAAGAGCUGAAGUACUCCAUAGAUCAAGAAAAACUGAAGGAAUACUUCCCAAUUGAGGCUGUUACAGAAGGCUUACUGAAUAUUUACCAGAAGCUGCUGGGACUUGAAUUUGAGCAAAUAGAAAGUGCUCAUGUUUGGCACGACAGUGUUACUCUUUAUACAGUAAAGGAUAAAUCAACAGGAGAAAUGCUAGGGCAGUUCUAUUUGGAUCUUUACCCCAGAGAGGGAAAGUAUGGGCAUGCAGCCUGCUUUGGUCUACAGCCUGGCUGUCUUCUCUCUGAUGGCAGCAGAUUGAUGUCUGUAGCUGCUCUGGUAACCAACUUCACAAAGCCAACAUCAGAUCGUCCAUCAUUGCUGCGACAUGAUGAAGUGAAGACUUACUUCCAUGAAUUUGGUCACGUAAUGCAUCAGAUAUGUGCACAGACUGAUUUUGCAAGGUUUAGUGGAACUAAUGUGGAAACAGAUUUUGUAGAGGUACCUUCACAAAUGUUUGAGAACUGGGUGUGGGAAAAAGAGCCACUACAACAGCUGUCAAGACAUUAUAAAGAUGCAACCCAUGUUGGAGACGCUCUUCUGGAGAAGCUUGCUGCCUCUAGACUUGCUAAUACAGGACAUCUAACCCUCCGUCAGAUUGUUCUGAGCAAAGUUGACCAGGCACUGCACACAGAGCUGUCUGUUGACCCAGCAGAUGAAUAUGCCAAAUACUGUAUGGAGAUUCUAGGAAUUCCUGCCACCCCAGGAACAAACAUGCCGGCUACUUUUGGACAUUUGGCAGGUGGUUAUGAUGGUCAAUACUAUGGAUACCUGUGGAGUGAAGUGUUUUCCAUGGAUAUCUUUUAUAGCUGCUUUAAGCAAGAAGGAAUAAUGAAUCCAAAGGCUGGGAUGAAAUACAGAAACCUCAUUUUGAAACCUGGUGGAUCUUUGGAUGGAAUGGAUAUGCUACAAAAUUUCUUGAAGCGUAAACCAAGCCAAAGAGCUUUCCUGUUGAGUAAGGGAUUACAUGUUCAGUAAAGUUAUGAUUCUUUUGUAAUGGCAUUUAAGUAUGGACUGAACUGGAAACAUCAGUGUAUUUCACAUUUUAACUAUGUAUAAUUCUAGGGAAACUGGGUCAUUUUUUGAUAAUUUUUUUAAAUUGUAUAAAUAAAAAUGUGACUUUUAAAACAAAAUUUCAUAGAACUACAAAAUUCAACACAUCAGGGAAAAAAAAUUCUGAGAUGUGCAGAAGCUGAGGAAUUUGGAUGGUAAUUUUUUUAAACUGUUAUGAAAUAAUACGAGUUAAUACUAAUCAAUAUGAGGAGUUAAUGCCAUGUUUCUCUUUUAAGACAUGCACUAAAAUUAUGUCUUGUGAACUAAUUUUAAAACUGAAGGGGAUAAAAAGAAUACAACCAGCAAUAAAGGAAACAGAUUCAUUCUUUAUUCUCUCUUGUAUUGAUGGCUCACCAGUGUCUCUGAUGGAUAGGAAGUGUUUGAUUUUUGUCUUUGUUUGAAUUCAGUCCAGCUACCUGACGAAUUUGAAGUCUGAGAACCUGACCCAGAUACCUUUACAGCAGAUAUGUUUUUGUCAUACUUUAGACCUAAUUCUGAAGCAUUGUACCAUUUAUAUACUUAUAUAGUAUAACUAAAAAGGGAAAAAUCAGCCAAAAUCUGUGGCUGAUUUUUCAGUUAUUCCACCACUCUUUUUGUUGAUGACCACAAAUCAGGUCUUUGUUUUCCAAAUUAUAUCAAUACUGUCACUAAAAUAUUGUACUUGAGCAAUUAUAAUGGCUUCAGUUGGUUUCUUAAGUAUUUUGAGAUACAAAUAAGGAAGGAAGGAAAUAAAAUAUCCCUAAAGGGAAUGAUAAAAGCCAAUUAAAAGUUUUUCUGUUCCUUUCUGGUAUGGCAUGCAGAAAUGCUACAAAAAAGUGCAAUAGGUUUAAUAGUUUCAGCUAUAGGAGUGUAAAAGUAAUUGAGGUAUUAAUCUGCAGUUUUUCUGCAAAAUUAGGAAAAAUUAGUCUUAGAAGCCAACUCUACACCAUUCAAAUAAAGCUGUUAAUCCAAGUGCACUUUUCUUGUCUUAGGUAUCUUACUAUGGUUUUACUAUUACAGCAUGUAUAUGAACAGCCUUUAAAUUUUAUUUACUACCCAAUACAUUUUAGACAUUUGGACCACAGUUGUAAACAUGGUAGGGGUCUAUAGUUUUUGGCUCAACCAUGAGUUAAGAAAAUUCACCUGGUCAACUGAAAAGGCAAACUUUUUUCAGCAAAAGAAAAUUGAUAUCAUUCACUUUGGGUCAAAGAUGUCCAUUUGUUUUAGGGGAAAAAACCUGAAAUUUAGAUUGUUCUCACAAAUUGUGAGUAUUUCUCAGAGUGAGAAGCUUCAUUUUUUGCCCUUUUUUUCUUUAAAAAUGUUGAAACUGGGGAGUUAAAAAUGAGUUUAAUUAGUUUCUGAAAUAGAAAAUCUGAAUGGACUUACCUUUGAACUGCACCAGUUAGAUGUGAGGAAUCAUAACUAUCUGUAGCCAAAACAGAUUAACUCUAUUGUCUUACCAGACCACACAAUUAAGACAAAUCUAACUCUUACGGUCAGUUGCAAUUUUAGGCCACAGUUAUGCUGGGUUCUGAAAAGGCAAUACAUGGAAAUCACAUGUAUGAGAAGACCUUGAACAAUACUCAGCAUGGCCAGAAUGGAAAGCUGAGAAAACUGAUGGAUACAAGAUUACCCCAAAACCUGUGAAUUUUGCCUAGAUUGAUUUCCCAUACAUUCUUUUGCUUACGGUAUUUUGCCAUCUUUUUAUACAUGUUUAAAAUUCUUGUGAUUCUCUUAUCAACAUGUUUUUUUCUUUCACACUGUAAUAAUAUCUCCAAAGAACGAAAACAUUGUAAAAAAUAUACUAAAUUGUACUUUCCCCAAAUUAAUCUGCAAACCUAAGCAAUGGAACCUUUAUUAAGGAACAAAAAUCAGUUUUUAUUUUAUGGUUGGUAGGCAGAUUUCCACAUGAGGGAGACCUUUCUCUGCAUAAAUCAGCAGUCUUGGGUCAAGGUAGAUAAUUGUAAGUACAGUAUAUGGACAAAAAUAUGUGGUGGUAAAAAGUCAUGUAGUGAUUUAAAAGUUAGAGUUAGAACAGUACUGAUGGUAAUUAUGACAAUUUAAUUGACUUUUUAAUUUUCUUACUCUUUAGUGUGUAUGUUUGUAUGUUGUACAGUGUUGAGAAGCCAAGAUGCUGAAGUGCAGGAGAAUGUCUGCUAUUACUUGUGUGUGAAAAUGCCUGCAUAAUUGUACAGUUAUGUCAGCAGCAAAUGGAUAUCCAUGUGUGUAGGGAGGAAAAACUAAACCAUAUUGUAACCACAAAUUAAAGUGUUGUGUUCUAUAUCUGUUCCGAAGGAAUAGGAUUUGCUGUAAUUUGUUUUGUAGAAGCCAGUUGCUUCAUCAGGCAGUAAUUAUAUCAGAUCAGCCUAUGGCUAACACUACACUCAGCAGAGAAGACUAAUGGGUAUGUUCUGAAUUGCUUAUGAAAAUCUUAAUGUGGUAACAUAUCAAACUUGUCUGCUAAGUUUUAUAUUGGCUUCCUGGAGCCUUGUGAAUUAAAUUUGGGUUGGAUUAAAUGACUUUUUUUAUUGCAACUAAAACUUAUUCUGUGAUUCUAUAAAAUUUAUGUUCAUGUUUUUACUCUCAAUACCUGAUCUUGGGAUGGAAAAGUAACCCUGGGUAAAGACAUUUUUUGUUUCUGCACCUGUCUAUAAUAGGUGUAAAACUUUGUAUAGGAAAAACUUUUUCUGACACUAUUCUAAGGCUGUGACAUGGAGUCCCCCAAUAAAACAGGAAACACUUCUGUUUUGCAAA